AUGCCCACUGCUCCAUCGCGAUCUUUCUUGAUGCUGAGUCGCCACGCAAGUGCGAUUUCAGCUCCAAGACUAUCUUCACUCAGAAUCUCGAGCUCUAGCCAGCGUCUGUUCAGUCAAUCUAGCCUCCGCUUCGUGCCGCCGCAUAUAACCUCCCAUGCAAAGCUUGAUGAACCAUAUCCUACAGCCAACUUCAUCGACAACAAAUUCGUCGUCUCCGAGGCUGACGAAUGGAUCGAUCUUCAUGAUCCUGCCACCAACAAUCUCUUGACUCGGGUGCCUCAGAGUACUGACGCCGAGCUUCGAGCUGCAGUUGCUAGUGCUACAGCAGCUUUCCCACAAUGGAAAGCCACAAGCAUCCUGAGACGCCAACAAAUCUUGUUCGACUUCACUGCACUGAUCAGAAAGAACUGGGACAGACUUGCGGCCAGCAUUACGUUGGAGCAAGGUAAGACGUUCCAGGAUGCCAGAGGUGACGUUCUUAGAGGUCUCCAGGUUGCUGAAACGGCUUGUGGUAUUACGACCCAGAUGACUGGCGAUGUGCUCCCUGUGGCGAAAGAUAUGGAGACUCGGAGUUAUAUGGAACCCCUAGGUGUCGUGGCCGCAAUUUGCCCAUUCAGUGAGUCUACUGCUCCCUACUGGGAUGUACCAUCGCUAACCAGUACUANNGACUUUCCUGCAAUGAUACCCUUGUGGUCCAUCCCAAUAGCAACCGUGACCGGAAACUGCUUGCUCCUCAAGCCAUCGGAACGGGACCCCGGAGCAGCACUGAUACUUGCCGAACUGGUAAAGGAAGCAGGAUUCCCUGAAGGCGUCGUCAAUAUCAUCCAUGGAAGCAAACGCGCAGUCAACUUUAUCCUUGACGAGCCAGCUAUCAAGGCUGUCAGUUUCGUUGGUGGUACAGCAGCCGGAGAAUACAUAUAUGCUCGUGCUUCGGCGAACGGCAAGCGUUGCCAGGCGAACCUUGGUGCCAAAAACCACGCUGUCCUCAUGCCGGACUCGAACAAGAACCAAGCUUUGAACGCGAUAUCCGGGGCUGCUUUCGGCGCGGCUGGUCAGAGAUGCAUGGCACUGAGUACUCUUGUGGCUGUGGGAGACACUAAGACCUGGCUACCCGAAUUGAUCGAGCGCGCUAAAAACCUGAACGUGAAUGGCGGCUUCGAGCAAGAAGCUGAUCUUGGACCAGUCGUGAGUCCAGAAAGCAAAGCUCGUAUCGAGGAGCUCAUCGCAAGCGCCGAAGAAGAAGGUGCGACCAUCCUACUGGACGGCCGAAACUUUGCACCUAGGGACUAUCCCAACGGCAACUUUGUAAAUAUCAUGCAGGAAGAUUGCGAUCCAAUUACUAACUUUCGAGCAGNNGUCGGGCCCACAAUCAUCGCAAAUGUCAAGCCACACAUGAGAUGUUACAAAGAAGAGAUCUUCGGACCUGUUCUAGUAUGUCUCGAGUCUGAGAGCUUGGAUGACGCAAUCGCACUUGUCAACAAGAAUGAAUAUGGUAAUGGUGUGGCCGUUUUCACGUCUUCCGGAAGCACCGCUUCUUAUUUCCAGCAGAACAUUGAAGCUGGUCAAGUCGGCAUCANNAUGUUCCGAUCCCUUUUCACAGGCAACAAGAGAAGUGUCGCUGGCGGAGGUGUGAGCACGUUCUAUGGCAAGGCUGGACUGAACUUUUACACCCAAACCAAGACGGUUACCUCGCUGUGGAGUUCUGCUGCUGCAAGCACGUCGAGAGCGAGUGUUAAUAUGCCCACUCAGAACUGA
This is a messenger RNA of Aureobasidium vineae, 1755 nucleotides long. NCBI's taxonomy places the organism in Eukaryota, Fungi, Ascomycota, Dothideomycetes, Dothideales, Saccotheciaceae. The record is from the annotation of a GenBank genome assembly.